CUCAUCUGUGGUUUUUCUUGUUUUGUGUCCUGCUCUGCAGAGGCUGUGCUGCAGGUGCUGUGCUGAAGAUUGACCCUGGCUGGUCGACUCUUUUCAUUGGAGAGUUUGUUACUCUGACAUGUGACAUUGAAGGAGCAGAGGCAGGCUGGGAAUACAGUUUCUACAAAGAUCAACAGGAAUACUCUCCUGGUUACCAAACAACUAAUUACUACAGAUUCCAAAUAACUUCCUCAAAUGAUGGUGGUGAAUAUGGUUGUGUUGGUCGUCACAAGUGGUCAUUUGAAACAGAGAAAAGUGAAACAGUCUCUUUUACUGCAGCAGAGAGACCCAGGGCUACACUGACAUCAGGCACCACAACCAUCUCAGUCGGAGGCUCAGUGAUUCUUUCCUGCUCUGUGAGAGACUCUGAUGGAUGGAAAUAUGAGUUUUACAGAAGAGAAACAUCAACCAGCUGGGAGAAACUAGUUGAAACAAAUGUUGGGGACAAUGGAGUCAUCCAGGUAUCUAAAGGAGGAAUUUACCGGUGCAGAGGAGAGAGAGAAACAUCAGGUUAUCUCUCUGACAUGAGUGAUGAAGUCACCAUUAGGAUAACUUUCACCAACAAGCCUGUCAUAACACGACAACCCAGCUGGUCUCAGAUAUUCCAGGGUGAGAAGAUCACUCUGACAUGUGAGGUCCAGGGAGGAGAGAAGACUGACUGGAGGUAUUCCUGGUGGAGAAAUUCACAACAACUUCCAGAGGAUGAAAAGUUGUUAGAAUUCACUGCUUCCGAGUCCCUCAGUGGAGAGUAUGAAUGUAAGACCAGACUCAGAGAUGAUUAUUCUUCAACCACAUGGAGUGAAGCCUUCACAGUGUCAGUGUUACCUCAACCAAAAGCUCAACUGGGAACCAAUAAAUUCAACAUGUCUGAAGGCAGCAGAGUGACGCUGACCUGCUCAGUGAAUCAACCAGCUGGAUGGAAAUACUUCUGGUACAGAGACUCCAAAACCUCCCUCCUGAACACACAUGAUACUGAUGAGUAUCGGAGUCAGUCUGAAGUCUCACAGGAGGGUCGUUACUGGUGCAGAGGAGGAAGAGGAGGAAGAGGAGGAAGAGGAGAUCCACUUUACUACACAGAGUACAGUGAUCCCAUCAGUGUCACUAAAAUAAUCCCAAACAAGGCAACCCUGACUCUGCAACACGACAGACCACAGCUCUACCAAGGAGAGACCAUCGCUCUCAGAUGUGCCAUCGAUGGAGGAAACACAGGAUGGGAGUAUGAGUGGGAAACCAGCAGUUUACUCAAACCAGCAAAUGUCAGCCAAUACAGGAUGGAGGCUCUUUCUUCACAGCACCAGGGAGAAUACAGAUGUAAAGGAAACAAGCUGAGAGGAGCACAGUCAACAGAUUGGAGCAACACCGUCACACUGACUGUAAUCAAGAAACCCAGGGCUACACUGACAUCAGGCACCACAACCAUCUCAGUCGGAGGCUCAGUGAGUCUUUCCUGCUCUGUGAGAGACUCUGAUGGAUGGAAAUAUGAGUUUUACAGAAGAGAAACAUCAACCAGCUGGGAGAAACUAGUUGAAACAAAUGUUGGGGACAAUGGAGUCAUCCAGGUAUCUAAAGGAGGAAUUUACCGGUGCAGAGGAGAGAGAGAAACAUCAGGUUAUCUCUCUGACAUGAGUGAUGAAGUCACCAUUAGGAUAACUUUCACCAACAAGCCUGUCAUAACACGACAACCCAGCUGGUCUCAGAUAUUCCAGGGUGAGAAGAUCACUCUGACAUGUGAGGUCCAGGGAGGAGAGGAGACUGACUGGUGGUGUUACUGGAGGAGAAAUUCACAAUAUCUUCCAGAGAAUGAAAAGUUGUUACAAUUCAUUGCUUUUGAGUCCCUCAAUAGAGAGUAUGAAUGUAUGGCCAGACGCAGAGAUGACUUUUAUUCUUCAACUACAUGGAGUGAAGCCUUCACAGUGUCAGUGUUACAGAAACCCAGGGCUACACUGACAUCAGGCACCACAACCAUCUCAGUCGGAGGCUCAGUGAGUCUUUCCUGCUCUGUGAGAGACUCUGAUGGAUGGAAAUAUGAGUUUUACAGGAGAGAAACAUCAACCAGCUCGGAGACACGAGUUGAAACAAAUGUUGGGGACAAUGGAGUCAUCCAGGUAUCUAAAGGAGGAAUUUACCGGUGCAGAGGAGUGAGAGAAACAUCAGGUUAUCUCUCUGACAUGAGUGAUGAAGUCACCAUUAGGAUAACUUUCACCAACAAGCCUGUCAUAACACGACAACCCAGCUGGUCUCAGAUAUUUCAGGGUGAGAAGAUCACUCUGACAUGUGAGGUCCAGGGAGGAGAGAAGACUGACUGGAGGUAUUCCUGGAGGAGAAAUUCAGGAUAUCUUCAAGGGGAUGAAAAGUUACAAUUCACUGCUUCUGAGUCCAUCAAUGGAGAGUAUGAAUGUAUGGCCAGACACAGAGAUGACUUUCGUUCUUCAACCACAUGGAGUGAAGCCUUCACAGUGUCAGUGUUGCCUCAACCAAAAGCUCAACUGGGAACCAAUAAAUUCAACAUGUCUGAAGGCAGCAGAGUGACGCUGACCUGCUCAGUGAAUCAACCAGCUGGAUGGAAAUACUUCUGGUACAGAGACUCCAAAACCUCCCUCCUGAACACACAUGAUACUGAUGUGCAUCGGAGUCAGUCUGAAGUCUCACAGGAGGGACGUUACUGGUGCAGAGGAGGAAGAGGAGGAAGAGGAGAUCCACUUUACUACACAGAGUACAGUGAUCCCAUCAGAGUCACUAAAAUAAUCCCAAACAAGGCAACCCUGACUCUGCAACACGACAGACCACAGCUCUACCAAGGAGAGACCAUCGCUCUCAGAUGUGCCAUCGAUGGAGGAAACACAGGAUGGGAGUAUGAGUGGGAAAGCAGCAGUUUACUCAAACCACCAAAUGUCAGCCAAUACAGGAUGGAGGCUCUUUCUUCACAGCACCAGGGAGAAUACAGAUGUAAAGGAAACAAGCUG
Salarias fasciatus (jewelled blenny) is the source of this 3002-nucleotide messenger RNA. Its product is annotated as Fc receptor-like protein 5. Gene Ontology annotation, molecular function: transmembrane signaling receptor activity. Gene Ontology annotation, biological process: immune response; cell surface receptor signaling pathway. Gene Ontology annotation, cellular component: external side of plasma membrane. The annotation marks the transcript as partial. The transcript is spliced from 13 exons. The record is from RefSeq and is a predicted model, not a curated record. Lineage: Eukaryota; Metazoa; Chordata; Actinopteri; Blenniiformes; Blenniidae.